AUGGCAGCGCUGUUUAUGUUCAACCGGCGUCGUAGGCGCCGCAGAAGCGAGGCGACGUAUGUGAACGCUUUCAUACGCGUCAAUUUCGACCCCCUACACGUCCUGACGGACGAGGCCAUACUGCGCAAAUACCGUUUGUGUAGACCUCAGAUAGAGGAGCUGGUGGAGCUGCUGACACCACACCUGCAAAGGCCCACCCGAAGGAGCUACGCGCUAUCACCAUCUGUGCAGCUGCUGGCUGCACUGCGCUUUUACGCUUCGGGCAGCUUCUUUGAGGUGGUAGGGGAUGGUCUAGGCAUGAGUCGGGCAUCGAUCAGCAGGUCCGUGACUGCUGUUACUGAGCUGCUGCUCAGACUGCUGCCCGAGAUGGCCUUUCCGACGACGCCUGAGGAGAUUGCGAGGACCAACCGCGUGUUCCACGCAGUCGCUGGGAUCCCUCGGGUGAUCGGAGUCGUAGAUGGUACGCUCGUUCCAAUUGCCAGGCCCACACAGAACGAGCACCUCUAUGUGAGUAGGAAAGGCUUUCACGCCCUGAACGUGCAAGUGGUGUGCGACGGCCGGGGUGUCUUCACUGACAUCGUGGCAAAGUGGCCGGGCGGCACCCACGAUGCCUUUAUGUGGGCCAACUCUGGGCUGUGUCAGGUGGCAGAGGGUGGUGGCUUUGGGGGUUGCUGGCUUCUCGGAGACAGUGGCUACCCAUUGCGCCCCUUCCUGCUCACCCCUCACCAGCAGCCGAACACAGACGCAGAGGCACGUUUUAACAGGGCGCAGAGUACAACCCGUGCCAUUGUGGAGCGAUCCAUAGGGGUAUGGAAACAGCGGUUCCGUUGCGUCAGCAAGACAGCGGGUGGCGUUCAGCUAAACCCAACAAAGUGCUGUUCUGUGGUUGUCGUAACUGCGCUGUUGCACAACAUGGCGCUCAGGGCCAAUGUCCCACUUCCAGAAGGUGAGGAGAUGGCCUUGGAUCCGGAUCUCCCAGAUCCGCCUAACCAAGAUGCCAAUCCUCAAGGCCUGGAGGUGAGGGCUCGUUUGGUGCGCCACAUGUUUGGGCCCUGA
Engraulis encrasicolus (European anchovy) is the source of this 1056-nucleotide messenger RNA. Its product is annotated as putative nuclease HARBI1. The transcript has a single exon. The record is from RefSeq and is a predicted model, not a curated record. Lineage: Eukaryota; Metazoa; Chordata; Actinopteri; Clupeiformes; Engraulidae. The coding region runs from base 1 to 1056 and encodes 351 amino acids.